GGUCAAGUUUUUUUUCUGAUCGAAUUCCAUUAUCAUUAUCAUCAUGUUGAACACCUGAAUUUUUGUUUUUGCGUAAAAAUUCUUGAAAAUAUUUUUUUUGAAUUAAGAAUUUGUUCAGGUGUGUUGUUUGUACUCAGGUGUGUUGUUAUAGUUUGUUUCAAAAGUUGUUUCAUCAUGUGAUAAUGUGAUUUUUUUCGAAUGGCAAUCAUUUUUGUCAUCAUUAUCAAUUUGAAAUCUGUUCCAACAACAAAAUCGAAAUAAAAAUGGGCAAUGUUCCCGCAUCAUUAGAAUUACCGGAAAAUCGUCAUCAUCGUUAUAGAACCGGAAUAAUGAAAAUAUUGAUAAAAUAUUUAUUAAUUUAUUAUGUGAUUUCAUCAUUAUUAUCAUCAUCAACAUGUAUACAUGCAUAUAGUGAUACUGUUUAUUUUGAAGUGAAAGAAAAUUCACCCGCACAAACAUAUGUUGGUCGGAUACCAACAAAAAAUGGUUUCCAUUAUCAUUUCAAUGAUGAUUCACCAAUUGAAUUUCAUUUAGAUUCGGAAACUGGUGUUUUAGUUACAACCGAUGUACCAUUAGAUCGUGAAUCAAUUUCUCAAUAUAAUUUUGUUAUUUUAUCAUCAUCACCAACAUAUCCUAUACAGGUUAAAAUUCGUGUCCUCGAUGUUAAUGAUAAUUGGCCAAUAUGGCCCGAUUAUAUUAAUACAAAUUUAACAUUUAGUGAAUCAGCACCAAUCGGUACACGUAUUAUUCUGGAUAAUCCAUUCGAUCCAGAUGAAGGUGAUUUACAAUUUACAAUCAAUCUUAUCAAUGAUAAUAGUGAUGAUAGUGAUGAUGGUUCAACAACAAAUAAUAUUACUAAUUAUGAUAAUGACGAUGGUGAUAUAGAUUUAUCACCAUUUAAACUCAAUUAUAAUGCAUCAACAAAAUUUUUAUAUUUAGAAGUUUCUGAUAAACUUGAUCGUGAAUUACGUAACAAUUAUCUUCUGAAUAUUACAGCCUAUGAUAAUGGUGAUGGUGAUGGUGAUCAACAACAACAACAACAUUAUAGUUCAGCAAUAUUUUCCAUACAAAUUUUGGAUUCAAAUGAUAAUCCACCAAUAUUUGAUCAUAGUGAUUAUCAAGUAUCAAUCAAUGAUUCAAUUGGUAAAGAUGCAUCAAUAUUACAAGUACAUGCAACAGAUGCUGACCAGGAACAAAAUGAUAAUAGUCGUAUUAGUUAUUAUCUUCAUUCAAAUAUUUUAAAUGAUUUUCAAAUUGAUUCGAAAACUGGUAUCAUUUCUACUGUUAAUGAUGGACCUAUUCAAUGUGGUCGUAAUUCAUAUCAUCCAGAACAAAAUUUAAAAACAAAAUCAUCAACAAACAAUGUUAUUGAUUAUAACGAAGAUAAUAUUGAUGAUGAUAGCCGUAUAUGUGUAUUUACCGUAUUUGCCCAUGAUCAUGGUCAACCACGUCAAGAUGGUCGUACAUAUGUUACGGCUCGUAUUAUUUCAACUAAUAAUCAUGCACCGAUAAUAAAAUUUCGUUAUUUUUCCAAAUCCGUGAAUGCAAAUGUAGCGGAAAAUGCCCAAAAUGGUAGUGUUGUUGCUGCAAUUUCGGUUAUUGAUUAUGAUCGUGGUCGUAAUGGACAAACAUGGUUAGAAAUUGUUGAUGGUAAUCAAUUGGGUCAUUUUCGUUUAGAAUCAUUGGGUAAUUCACAUAUAAUCAAAGUAAAUAGCCAAUUAGAUCGUGAACAUAUUGCUCGAUAUAAUCUUACAAUUAUGGCACAUGAUAAUGGACAACCAUCUAAAUAUUCAACAGAUAAUCUGAUUAUAGUGGUUCAAGAUCAUAAUGAUCAUGGUCCUAAAUUUGAUAAAGAUAUUUAUGAAGCAACAAUUGUGGAAAGUCAAUAUCAAAUUGGUCAAUUUGUACAGAUUAUACAUGCAACCGAUGAAGAUGUUGGUAUUAAUGCACAAAUAUCAUAUUCAAUUUCAGGUCCUGAUUCACAUUAUUUUCAUUGUGAUCAAUCAACCGGUUUGAUUACAACCGAUAAACAAAUUGAUCGUGAACAAAUUGAUUCAUUCGAACUAAGAAUUACAGCACGUGAUGGUGCAAGUAAUCCAAAAUGGGCACAUUCAUUAUUACGUGUUAAAGUUUUAGAUCAAAAUGAUUGCCGACCUGAAAUCCGUUUACCAUCCGGUUAUUAUUUCAAUGAACAAAAUAAUCAAUAUGAAGUGGAUUUACCGGAAAAUCAAAAAUUAAAUUUAGAUUUAAUUAUCGAUGAUCAAGAUCUUGGUCCAAAUGGUACUGUUGAUAUCAAAUUACUUUAUGAUUACAAUGGAUUGUUUCAAAUUGAUUCCAAACAACAACGAUUAAUAUCAACCAAAGAAUUUGAUUUUGAACAACCAAUCGUUUGUAAUAAUAAUCGUAAUUAUCGAUUAAUAUUAUUAGCACGUGAUAAUGGACCUGAACCACUAUGGUCAUUACUGACAAUCAUUGUAAACAUACAAAAUGUUGAUGAUCAAUUACCUGAAUUGUAUCCAAAACAAUAUUAUUCAUUUAUACCGAUACAUGCAAUCAGUAUGCUAAAUUAUUCGGUUAUUCUACAAAAACUUCAGAUUCGUUCAAAUGAUUUUCAAAUUCCCCUAAGUUAUCGUAUUCACGAUGAUGAUGAUGAUGAUGAUUUUGUUCGACAAUUUUUCCAUGUUAAUAAUCAGGGAGAAAUGCGUUUCAAAAAUAAUGCCAAUAUUCGUUCAUUACGUAAUAAUAGACUAAAAAAUCAUUUUUCAUUCAAUAUUGAUUGUAUUGGUUGUGCUUAUGGUCAUAAUCAAACUCGUAUGAAUAUAUUUUUGAUUGAUAAUAAUAAUAAUAAUAAUAAUAAUACUGAUUUUAUCAAUCAUCCUAAUCAACGACAAUCAUAUCAUUUUGAAGUACAGGAAAAUGUUCCAAUAGGAACGAUUGUCGGUGAGCUUAACGAUAUAAAUCUGGAUCGAUAUCAACUGUAUAUAAUUAAAGGUGAUUUGGAUGAACAUUUUCGUUUAGAAUCAAAAACAUUGAAAACAAAUAAAAUUAUUGAUCAUGAAUAUCGUUCGCAUUAUAAACUUCAACUGAUUGCAAUACGUUUUGAUCAUUUUUUCUAUGUUGAUUUAAAUAUUACCAUAAUCAAUGUUGAUGAUUGUCAACCAUAUUUCAUCAAACCAUUCGAUGUAAUAGAAAUUGAUGAAAAUGUUCCCAUUAUGUAUAAUGUACGACAUUUGAAUGCAAUCGAUUUGGAUAAUGAUCAAAAUUCAACCAUCAUUUAUCGAUUGAUUGAUAAUCCAUUCGAUAUGUUCAAGAUCGAUAAUGAUGAACUGAAAUUGGCCAAAACAAUGAUCAACAACAACAACAAUAAUAUUAUGAAAAACAACAAUACCGUUCCUGUAGAUACAAUGCAAAUGUUAAUCCAUAUCCAAGAUGUUAACGAUAAUAAACCCGUAUUCGAUCAAGAUAUUUAUGAAUUUCAAAUUCCGGAAAAUAUUUCCAUUUCACAAAAUUUCUAUAUUGGCCAGGUACAUGCUACGGACAAUGAUUCGGGUCGUAAUGCACAGAUUGUAUAUAGUAUUGUAAAUUCUUAUUAUAGUUCUUAUUUGGAAAUUGAUCCUAUCAAUGGUUAUCUGUGGACAACGGUCAAUUAUGAUCGUGAACAAUUACAACGUUUUGAAGUUAUUGUACAGGCUCAGGAUCAACCAAUUGAUGAAAAAUCCUAUCAAACACAAACACUGGUUCGAAUUGAAAUUCUUGAUAUUAAUGAUAAUCGACCUAAAUUUGAAGUGCCUGCAAAUGUUACCAUAACGCAUCAAAAUGAUGAUCAGGAUGUUUCAAUGUUUGGUGAAAUGUUGGUUAUCGAAACAGCUCAAAUUGGUACUAUUUUAACACAAUUUGAAGCUUUAGAUUUGGAUAUUGAUUCUAUAAUCAAUUAUCGAUUAGUAUCGAAUGAAUCUGAUAUGAUCAUUGCUACAAUCAACAAAACAACAGGUCUGUUAAUAUUAACAAAACAAUUGGAUCGUGAAACACGUGAUAAUUAUCAAUUAAUUAUCGAAGCAAGUGAUGGCCAUUUUGCAAGUCAAUUUUAUCUAAAAAUUCUGAUCGAAGAUUUUAAUGAUUGUCAACCAGAAUGGAUAAAUUUUUCGGAAAAUUUAUUAGAAUUAAAUGUUGCUGAAAAUAUAUCGAUUGGUGAAGAAAUCUAUCGAUUCGAAGCAAUCGAUCAUGAUCUAGGUUCAAAUCGAUUGUUUCAUUUUGCCAUUGAUAAUCAACAACAAUUUGGAAGGCAAAAAUAUUUUGAUAUACUCGGUGAUAAACUUGUUGUUAUUAAUCGAUUAGAUUAUGAAAAAAAUCAUCAACACUUACUUAAUGUAACAUUGAUUGAAACAACAUUGAAUCGUGUUGCAAGUUCAAGAUCAAUACGUAUUAACAUUGUCGACAUUAAUGAUUGUUUACCAACAUUCAUCCGACGAACUGAAACCGAAGUAAUACGCGUAAAAGAAAAUAUCGAUAUUGGUAGUAAAUUAUUAUCAUUACAAGCAUAUGAUUGUGAUCAAAAUGAUCAAUUACGAUUUGAAAUCGAUGCCUGUAAUACACAUUAUCAUACACAUCGUAAUAUUUAUCGGUUGGAUGAUGAUGAUGGUAAUUCGAAUGAUGAUAAUUUGAAUUCAAAUUCAAAUCAACAACAAGAAACACAACAUAAACAUGAUUCAAAUAAUUGUCCAUUGAAAUUGAAUAGUGAAACUGGUGAAAUAAUCAAUAUGAAUAAUCUGGAUCGUGAAGUAAUUGAAUCAAUAAAUUUACGAUUAUCUGUUCAUGAUAAUGUUGGCCAUUUGGAUCGUAUGAAAAUCAUAUUCAUUAUUGAUGAUGUUAAUGAUGAACAACCAAUGUUUAUAACACCGAACACAAUUGUUAUCGAUAAUAAUCAACAACAACCAAAUACUAUUGUUGGUUCAGUAAAAGCAAUCGAUUUGGAUCUAGGUGUAAAUAGUGCCAUUACCUAUAAAAUUGAAUAUUCAUCAUAUGGACAUUUGUUUGAUUUGGAUCCAUUUACUGGUGUUUUUCGAACCAAAACUACCAUAAUGCCGGCUAUUUUAACUGAUGCGAAACCAAUUCUUGUGAAUGUUAGUGCUACUGAUGGUGGUGGUUUGAAAACAUUUGAUCUUAUUGAAUUUAUUCCAAUCGAUUCAAAUCGACCAUGGUUAGAUGUAAUCGAUAUUCGAUUGGAUAUUAAUGAAAAUUUACCAUUAUCAACCGAAAUUCAUCGAUUAGAAUGUCAUCAUGAUCAUCGAUCAUCAUCAUCUGAUUGCCAUUUUUAUCUAAUCAAUGCAACUGAUCGUAAUUUUGAAGUAAACAAAAUAACCGGUAUAAUAACUGUUGUCGAUCUGAUUGAUCGUGAAAUGUUAGAUAAACGAUUAUUACAGAUAUUAGUUAUUGGACCCGAAAAUAGAUAUCUACAAAGACAAAAUAUUCAUAUUAACAUUUUGGAUCAAAAUGAUAAUCCGCCAUAUUUAACAAAUACAUCGAUUAUAAUCGAAAUAUCUGAAACAUUAUCACCCGGUUCGGAUAUAUUUGAUAUUUCAAAAAUGAUUGCCGAUGAAGAUCUAAAUAAUAAAUUUGAUUUUCAAAUUAUCAAUUGUUCUACCUGUUCAUCGAAUAGUAUUUUUGCAUUGAAUCGUAAAACCGGUAUAUUUACAUUACAGUCACCAUUGGAUUGUGAGAAAAUCGAUAAAUAUAGAAUUUUAUUCGGUGUUUCGGAUGGCAUUUAUCUUCUUACAUCAUUGAUCGAUAUUCACAUUAUUGAUGAAAAUGAUAAUCAACCCUUUUUCAAUCAAUCUGAAUAUAUAUUUGGUAUAAGGGAAAAUACCGAAAGAGGAACAAUUAUCGGUCAAAUACAAGCAUAUGAUGCAGAUAUAAGCAACAAGAAUCUAAUCUAUUCAAUUGUCGAUGAUAAUGAUGAUAAUGAUGAUGAUAGUCGAAUGAUAAAUGAUCUGGUAUCAUCAAUAUUUUCAUUAGAUUCACGUAGCGGACAAUUUACAUUAUUGAAAAAACUUGAUUAUGAAAAAGAUUCCGAUGAAUAUCGUUUAAAAAUUAUUGCUAGUGAUGGAAAAUUUCGUUCACAUCCAAUACGAGUAACAUUCAAAUUGAUAAAUCUUUCGGAUAAUCCACCUGUAUUCGAAUCCAACAUAUAUCGUAUUGAUAUUAUGGAAAAUAAAAUUGCCAACAAUAUUAUCUGUUUACAAGCAUUUGAUGCCGAUUUGGUUAACCAUCAACAACAAAACAUCUACGAUUCACUACUGAAUCAAACCAAUGAUGUUAUUAUGAAUAUAACAUAUUAUUUGAUCGAUAAUAAUGGUGAUAACAACAACAAUCGACAACAACAGCAACAACAGCAACAAAUACAAAUCGAUUAUCAAACCGGUUGUUUAUCGAUUAUUCGUCCAUUAGAUCAUGAAUCACAAUCAUCAAUCAAUCUAACAGCAAUUGCAUCAGAUGGUUAUUUAAAUACAACAGCAACACUCAUUAUUAAUAUUUUGGAUGAAAAUGAUAAUUAUCCAAUUUUUUCGGAUAAAAUAUCUCGAAAUAUUCGAAUGGCAGAAAACACACCAAUCGAUACAAUUGUUUAUACGUUUGAAGCAAAAGAUUCGGAUUCACCACCAAAUAGUUAUGUUCAAUAUGAAUUGAUUUCGGAAAACAAUGCAACAGAUUUACCAUUUAUAAUUGGUCCAAUUGAUGGUCAAUUGAAAAUAACAUCAUUGAUUGAUCGUGAGCAAAAUGAUCAUUUUGAUUUAAUUAUUCGUGCUACUGAUUAUGGUGGUCGUUCAACUGAUCAUCAUUGUCGCGUAGAUAUUGAUGAUCUCAAUGAUAAUUCACCCGUGUUUCGUCAACAUUCAUAUGACCUAAAUGUUUAUGAAAAUAUAACUAUUGGUCAUUCGGUUUUUCAACUUGAUGCACAAGAUCUUGAUCCAACUGAUGAAAUUAAUUAUAAAAUAAUUGCUGGUAAUUCAUUUGGUACAUUUCAAAUUGAUGAUGAUAAUUGUAUUAUUGUUGCAUUGGAUUUAAAUUUUGAAGAAAUCAAUGAAUAUAAUUUAAAAAUUAAUGCUAUUGAUCGUUCGGGUAAUAUUGAUACGGUUAAUAUUCGUAUAAACAUUGUGAAUGUAUUGGAUGAAAAACCAAUGUUCGAUCAGAAUCGUUAUGAAAUCAAUUGGUUUGAAAAUCAAUUGGGUGUUGUUGGUCAAUUUUCAGCACGUUCCUCAUCACAGGUUAAACAUGUUUCAAAUGAAAAUAAACAUCAUUUACGAUCAUUAUCAAUGAAUCAUAUUAAUUAUCUGCUUAUGAAUAAUUUUAAUGAUAGUUUUCAUCUAAAUUCAUCCAAUGCAAUACUAUCGAUUAUACGACCAAUCGAUCGUGAACAAUUACAAAUAGAACAACAACAACAAUCAAAUAUUAUUGAAUUGAAAUUAAUGGCUAUUGAUUCAUUAUCGAGACUGUCAAAUAUGGUUAAAAUCGUAAUCAAUAUUAUCGAUAUUAAUGAUAAUUUUCCAAGAUUUGUUAAUCCUUCAUCAUUACCAUCAUUAACGAAUGAAAUUUUUCAUCUUAAAGAAAAUUUUCAUUACGAUUCGAAUUUUUCAAUUGGUCAAAUUAAAGUUGAAGAUGCAGAUGAAUCGGAUAUUAUUGAAUAUCGAUUGAAUCCAACAUAUAACGGUAGAUUUUUAAUCGAUUCAAAUGGUUGGAUACGUUUACAACAAUCAUCAACAAUGUUUGAUCGUGAACAACAAUCCCGAUUUCCAAUGGAAAUUAUCGUUUCGGAUUCAAAACAUACGAUUCGAACAAACGUAUCGAUCGUUAUUGAUGAUCAAAAUGAUUGUUCACCACAAAUCACUAGAAUUAAUGGUAUGACAACAGUUGCCAAUUCUCCUGUGUUAAAAUUACAAAUUCCAACGAAAAAAUUAUCAUCAAUUUUCGAACAUAAUUUUCCGCUUGUCGGUCUUGAAAUAUUUGAUUGUGAUGAAGGAAUGAAUGGCCGUGUUCAGGUACGACUUGAUGAUGACAGUCUUUACAAUGUUUUUCACGUUGAUGAUCAAACUGGUGUAAUUAAAACCGAUAGUCGUAAUUUAAAUGAAGAAAUGUUGAUGCAAAUCAAUCAAAUUGAUCUGAUUUUGACUGAUCAAUCUGAUACAAAUCAAUUAAGUACAGAAUAUUCAAUUGAAUUUGAUUGGAUCAAUGAUAAUGAUCAUGAAUAUCGUGAAACGGAAUUGAUUCGUGGAAAAAAUUUCAUCGAAUUAUUUAUAUCCGAAACUAAUGUUUUAAAUCAAAAUCUUUAUCAAUUUGAAACAAAUAUUGAUUCCAUAUCGAUUGAAUUAUAUGCUGGUGAUUUAUAUAAUUAUUUUUCAAUUGUUAAUCGAUCAUUGAUCAAUACUAAACCAUUAGAUUAUGAAACAAUUAAAUCAUAUGAUCUUUAUCUACAAGCAUCAUCUACUACUAAUCAUCAAUAUCAAUUUAUAUUCAUACGAUUGAAUGUUGUUAAUGAAAAUGAUAAUCCACCAACAUUUAUUGAAUCAAUUUAUAAUGUAUCGAUACCGGAAGAAGAAGCAGAUAUUUUUGUUGCACAAGUUUGGGCAAAUGAUUUGGAUGCAUCAGAUACACAGAUAAAAUAUUCAAUCAUUGAUGAUGAUAAUAAUCAAUUACCAUUUCGAAUCGAUCCGAAUACUGGUCAUAUAUUUACAACAACGAAAAUUGAUCGUGAAUUAAUUGAUCAUUUUCGAUUGACAAUUGCAGCUACCGAUGAUGAUGGACUUAAAAGUACAGCAAUAGUUUUGAUAAACGUUGAAGAUAAAAAUGAUAAUCCACCACGUUUUACACAUUUAUUACGAACAAAUAUUAGUGAACAAACAUCGAUUGAAAGUUUUAUUAUUCAAGUACAAAGUCUGGAUAAAGAUUUGGGUAAUAAUUCCAAAGUAACUUAUAGUUUAUUAACUGAAACGGAAACAUUUCGUAUUGAUUCGUUUAAUGGAAACGUCUAUCUAAUCAAUCGAUUAGAUCGUGAACGGAAAGAACAAUAUUUUCUUACUGUUAGUGCUGAUGAUGGUAGUUGGAAAUCACAAACAACAGUUACUAUUUAUGUUUUGGAUGAAAAUGAUUGCCGUCCGGAAUUCGAACAACCAUCAUAUGAAUUUAAUGUUGUUUACGAUAGAUUUUCCAUCCAAAAUCGUACAAUCGGAAAAGUUCGAGCAAUUGAUCAGGAUAAAUCUUUGAAUGGAAUUGUUAGAUAUCGUUUGAAAGAAAGAUCAAAAUAUUUUUCAAUCAAUUCAAAAACUGGUGAAAUUAUUCAACGACAAUUACCAUCGAAACUAUAUGAACGUGAAAUGUCAUUUUUAAAUAAUCAUCAAUUAACAGUGAUUGCAAUGGAUUCUGGUCGUCGACCAAAUUCAAAUCAAGCAACUAUUUUGAUUCGUUAUUAUUCCGAAAGUCAAAAUAGUAUCGAUAAUGUUAUUCGAAUUCAGAUUCCUGUUGAUUUAAAAAAUGAAACAUUAUUGUUUACAUCGAAUGCAAUGAUUCGAUUAUUGAAUCAAUCGAAUAAUGAUCAAAAUAUUGUCCGAACUCAAUAUAAUCAACUUUUAUUUAAUGGUGAAUCGAUUGUUCAAAACAACAAUGUUUAUCCGAUUCGUAUUGAUAACAAUUAUGAAAUAUUUACGGUAAAUUUAUCGAUAAUUAAUCAAAAUCAAUUUGCACCAAUUUUUACGAAACCAUCUUUGGAAACGAAUUCAUCGAUAACAAUUUCGGAACGUUUUGUUCAAUCAAAUCAACAAUUAUUGAUCUAUCGAUUUGAAGCUCAAGAUGCAGAUUUACCAAUCGAUUCAUUGAAUAGCCAGAUUCGUUUUUCAUUCACUGUAAACAAAUUAUAUUGGAAUAAAAACCUAGAUGAUUAUCUGGCAAUCAGCUAUAAAGAUUCAUUGGGAAAUUUAUUCAAAAAGAAUCUUAGUUCUUAUGAAUUAAUUGAUCAUAUUGAUGAAUUAGCCGGUAUAAAAAUGCCAUUUACAAUGAAUGAAACAACAGGUGAAUUGAAACUUCGUAAUAAUUUAGAUUAUGAAAUUAUUACCGGUUAUUCAUUGAUGAUUACCGCUCAAGAUUGUGCAUGGUAUUCAAAACAAACAACAAUACCGUUUAAUGUAUGGAUCGAAGAUAUUGAAGAUUUUAUUGGUUACAAUUUAAUUGAUUCGGAUAAACUAUAUCAUGCAUCAUCAAUGAAAACUGAUCCAAUGUCAAUUGGUGUUAUGGUUGUUAUAUUCUUUUUUGUCAUAUUAAUUUUGGUAAUAUCGACAAGCUUUCUUGUUUAUCAUAAUCAACGAAAACGACUUUUAUCUGAAACAAGAAAAAUUUCCAAUCUAAAUAUUAAUGGUGGUUGUAAUUCUACGCUAAGAUCUCCUUAUGAUAUUCAUUGUCAAUUUUCGAAUGAUAUGGUACAACGAUUACAACAACAACAACAACAAGCUCAACAACAACAAGAAAUAAUCAACAGUAUUGCGGCAGCCGCUGUUACAAAUCAACAUCGAUCACAACAACAACCGACAAUAUCAGCAUCAACGCAACAUGUCCGUUUGAAUUCAAAUUUAUCUCAAGUAUCAUCAUUAUCGCAAGUAACAUCACAGCAACAACAACAACAACAUUGUAUUUCUUCGCCGCAAUCGACUAAUAAUAAUCAGAUUAUGAAUCAAACUAGAAAUUCAAUCCGUAAAACUACGCAACAACAACGUUUACCUGUCAAUCAAUUAUCAUCAUCAUCGACGACGACAUCACGUAUGCCAAUAAAACCGGAUAUUGUAGUAGCGCAAUCACCACCUACGUUACCACCGCCAUUGCCACCAUCGUCGAUAAUAAAUUCGAAUCCAAAUGUUCAUCAUCAGUUGGUGAAUUCACCACCACCAACGAUAGUAUCAUCAAUUUAUACACAUUCAAAUUCGGAAAACUAUACUGAUAAUUAUAGUAAUAUUUUGGCCAGUGCCGAACAUUAUGAUCUAGAAAAUGCAUCAUCAAUUGCACCAUCCGAUAUUGAUAUUGUUUAUCAUUAUAAAGGAUAUCGAAAUCGUGAUCGUAUUAAUAUGCAUCAUUUGAAUAGUCAAACAUCGAAAGGACAUCCGCAUCAUCAUCAUCAUCAUGCACCAUUAUCACGAUUAAGUCCUAGCGUUAGCGAAUUAUCAUCAGCACAUCCACAUAUUUUAACAUUACAGGAUUUACGUGAAUCUCAAACAAACGCAGGAAAUUCUUUAGCUUCGUUACCGCUACCACCACCACCACAAUUACCGAUAAUGAAUCAUCGAAUACCACCACCACCACAGCCACCUUUGCCACCAACGCAAUCAUCACAAUCCAUUAAUAAUAAACAGCCAACAAUGAUUGAUGAUGAAUUGGAAAAUAAUAAUUCCUAUGGUGCUUAUUCUGUAUAUACGGGCGUUGGUGGUGGUAAUUCAACCGGUGGUGGUUGGUAACCAACGUAAUUCUAGUCAUUUUCGUUAUUGUAAAUUUUUCUACAGCCGAUGCAUGUAAAUAUUAUUUUGAAAAAUAACUUCGAAAAAAAAAUUCCAGAAAGAGCU
Messenger RNA from Dermatophagoides pteronyssinus (European house dust mite), 11588 nucleotides. Its product is annotated as cadherin-related tumor suppressor-like. The record is from RefSeq and is a predicted model, not a curated record. Gene Ontology annotation, molecular function: beta-catenin binding; calcium ion binding; cadherin binding. Gene Ontology annotation, biological process: homophilic cell-cell adhesion; cell migration; multicellular organism development. Lineage: Eukaryota; Metazoa; Arthropoda; Arachnida; Sarcoptiformes; Pyroglyphidae. Gene Ontology annotation, cellular component: plasma membrane; catenin complex.